Strongylocentrotus purpuratus (purple sea urchin) is the source of this 3408-nucleotide messenger RNA. RefSeq lists its product as uncharacterized. The coding region runs from base 358 to 1587 and encodes 409 amino acids. The transcript is spliced from 5 exons. NCBI's taxonomy places the organism in Eukaryota, Metazoa, Echinodermata, Echinoidea, Camarodonta, Strongylocentrotidae. The record is from RefSeq and is a predicted model, not a curated record. Gene Ontology annotation, molecular function: protein binding.
CGACGAGCAGGAGAACGUGCAAAAAGUCACUGCUAAAUAUAAACUUAAGGGUCGUUAUAUCACGCACAAAUAAAGUUGUUAACUGCAAGGAGUGACGAGUUAAUAUCGAGAGCGAGCAUGUUAUGUUGGCGCUAUUGUUUGCUUUGAUUGUUUGAAUUACGUAUCGCACUCAACUACUAGAGAUCCGUUUGCGAUUAACAGCCAGCUUGUACAACACUGUCGAACUUUGGAGCAUGACAUUCUGUUAGGGUGAUCAAGACAGAGAGCCUGUUUCGAGAGCGUCAAGUGAGCAGUGGAAUGUGAAAUUGAUAAAAACGUCACUCCAGGUUGUAAAUAUUAUUAUUGUAUGGACCGAAAAUGGCGCGAUUUACUGAGAUAGUCUGCCGGACGAGUGUCAUACUUUUCAGCCUUAUAUCGCUCGGUUUAACACUCCCAAUUAUUGAAAGAAAAAUGCGAGGACAUGGAUCUACAGACGCGUUUUACCAGCAGGUUCAAACCGCUGGAAAAACAGUGAGAGAACAUGUACCGGUUGAACAUCUAAUCCACCACAAACAAGACCAUCUGAAUUUUACGGCUUCGUCGUUCCAGGAUGACAUUUAUAAAAAGCUCAGCGACUUGCAAGCGAAGUUUGAAGAACUCUCUGACCAAAAUGAGGCGUUGAGACGGAGAUUGGAUAAGAAGGUUAACCUGAAUCAGAAUAUAGAUGCACUUGUCGGAAAGCUGGGGAGAAUACUGGGAGAGAAGUAUGUUGGGGAUGCCUUAGGCAAGCUUGCCGACGGUGCUCGUGAAGAAUUCGGUGGUGAUGAUGGUCGAAUGGAGGAGCAGAUCAACAAGGUGUCUGAAUACCUCGGUAACAGGGAGGCGGAAUUGGCUAGCUACGUCCGUAACCGAUCGCCGUCUUCAAGUAUUCCGUUCUUAGUAAAUCAACUUCGGCAGGAUCCUGCAUCAAAUGACACUAGAGCUGUGAUUGACUUCAUUGCCAAAUAUCUAAUUCAGCUCGGCAACUUUGCAGAAUCAAACACCGACGAUUCAAAGAAUCAGGUCUCACCAGGUGCCUCAAAGAAGGAAGAAUUCCUCAACGGAUCAGCGAAUGUCAUCAGAGAAACUGAACUUCAGCCAGUCAGGGUAUCCCGCGCAGAAUUGGCUUCACAUUCGCCAAACACCGACAGAGUGGAUGCAUCGAGAAAGAUUGCGUUCUCAGCUGCAGCAAUUGAGCCACAGUAUGGAGAAGAAGGUGUUGCCCAGGCCGUCCAGUUUCAAGAUGUCAUAGAAAACAUUGGAGAAGACUUCCUGGUCUCCAAUUACACGUUCGUCUGCAGUGUACCGGGAUGGUAUUACUUCACGUACAGCUUACGGACAGCAGAUGGCAAAUACCUCGGCGUGCUGCUGAUGAAGAAUGACGAUUAUGUGGUGGGCAUUUACACAGACGAAGACGACCGGAAUACGAUGGAGACCCAGAGUACAGUCAUAUCCCUCCUAGCAGGGGAUGCAGUAUGGCUGCGUCUAGCACCUUCCUCAGAGUUUGGGCUUUUUAGCGAUAAGUACAGAUAUUCCACUUUUACUGGAUUCUUACUCUUCAAGGAAUAAUGUCGACAGUGGUGGAUUCAGUGAAAGGACAAUGGGUUUAGAGCAUUAUUCCGUAUGAUAAGGCUCAGUCUCUUCAAGUAUUUAUCUUUUCCCCGAAUAUAUAUAUAUAUAUAUUAUGCGAAAGGAAUAAGAGAAUAAUCUUUGCGUAGCUUAAAACAAAGUGAACCAUUCCUCACUUUUUAUUUUUAUUUGAUAAAUAUAUAAGUCUGUAGAGAUCUAUGUUUUUAUAAAGACUAGGGAUUCAUCAGAUAUUAUCUUUUUAAGAAUAUAUCUGAAAAUUAUGUCUCAGCAGCAGCAAACUUCUCGGCAACUUUGUUUGGUUAGCCUUUCUCACAUCAAUCUGAAAAUUGUUGUAGCUAUGCAUCAUUGCGUAGAGUAUUCCAUAAUUGCUAGCGUCAUGACAAUUCAAUGUAUAUGCUGAGUACCAUUUUGGGUUGAUAUGUAGCGCGUUCUAAAGUCUCCAUCAGUGGUAAUGGUGGAGGAAACUCUUCACGGGGACACGCCGGGUCACCAGGAAAGGACUUUAUUAUGCCAUCCUAUAUCAAUAUAGCCAUUAUAAUAUCUGUUAAGCGCCUAGAUGAAUCGACGAUGCACAAAGUGCUAUAUGAAUCCAAGAUAUUAUUAAAUUUAUUAUAGCUAGUUUUCUCGAAAUCUACGUUUGCAAUAUUAUAGCCUAUUGUCUACCAAUAGGGAACGCAUUUAUCUAAUCAUGUACAUUUUAGUAACCUUCAACAGCAGUACAUUUUACUACAAAGAAGAAGGUAUAGAUGAAAAGAAGUGCCUUGUUUGCUAUACACACAUGAAGUGGCACGAUAUAGUGGUAAAGUGAUCAAAAAAUGUAGUAAUAAUUUAUCAAAUUUGUUUGUCUAAGUCUAUAUUUACUCUUUGAUUCACGACAAGAAAGUUGAAAUUGUUAAACUUUUGCUCAUUUGAUUGUUAGAGCUAUUAAAAAAGUCCAAAUCCUAGGACUACGUAUUCCAUAUACUCUACGUAGUUCGAGGAUUUUUGCAUUGUCCGAUCAACCGUUGGAGAGUUUUAUGCCCAACUGUUUAAUGACGAUCACAUUUUACUAAUAAUUUAGCCAAACUCACUCGAGUUGGAGAUGUUAUUGUCUGAGCGUCACUUUAGCAUAUACUUAUCUAUUAUGUACAGCAUAUUUCCCCAAUAUUUUUUCUGCUGAAAUGCUGUCUCCAUGCUGCCUAGUGCCUUUGUAGAUAAUUUUGACCAACCACCAAAGAGUAACAUUUUAAAAUUAGGAAAAAGGUAUAUGUAAUGUAUCCAUGUCUGCCGGAUCUCAAUAUAAUAACAAUAAUGACAUCAAUACUGAUGAUCAUGAUGAUCAUUAUCAUCUUCUUCGUCUUCAUCAUCAGAAACAAAUAACGAAUAUACAAUAAAUAAACAACUAAAUAAAAUAGAUAAAAUGAUAUGGUUUUAUCAACCCAGGAAAGCCUCAUCAGUAGUCAUGCUGUUCAUAAUGGGGGCACUGUGAUCAUUUGUUAUUAGAAUAUUUAUGAUUGUGUAACUAUAAUCGCACUGUAAAUGUGGAUCGACCGAAGAAGAAGAACUUUGCUUCAACUCAAAAUUUGUCUUAACUUUCCUUAUUCGAAGGUCACACCAAAUUAAAUGUUAUAAUCUCGAAUAAGUUAUCAUAUUUUAGACGUGGUAACUUGUGCAGUUCCUAAUAAGUCUAAUAUACUUCCGAACUAAUCGUCUGUUAUUCAAGUUGUGAAUUUAAAUCAUUAUUGUCGGGAGAUUUUUAUAAAUUUGUAAGGUGCAUAACGAUAACUUUAAUAAAUAAAUCCUUCUCAAAUGUCAUGCUCA